Molecule: messenger RNA, 2202 nt
Organism: Wyeomyia smithii (pitcher-plant mosquito)
Lineage: Eukaryota; Metazoa; Arthropoda; Insecta; Diptera; Culicidae
Product: zinc finger protein 888-like
Exons: 7
Coding region: 141-1898 (585 amino acids)
Biological process (GO): regulation of transcription by RNA polymerase II
Cellular component (GO): nucleus; chromosome
Molecular function (GO): chromatin insulator sequence binding; DNA-binding transcription factor activity, RNA polymerase II-specific; RNA polymerase II transcription regulatory region sequence-specific DNA binding
Source: RefSeq, a predicted model, not a curated record
UUUUUGUUUACCUAUAUGUAGUUCAAGUUGGAAAAGUACUGUUGCAUUCUACCUUCGCAUGUAAAAAUAUCGAAAAUAUAUAACCAUUCGAAAAAAACACAAAACUAUUUUGUUCCGAGUAUGUGAUUUGUGUGAGCGAAAUGGAGGAAAUCACUCAAAUAAAGGUAGAAGAGCUUAUAAUAUUCGACAGUUUGCCAACCGAAGAGGAAACUCCACUAGCAGACAGCGAUCACCGGUGGACUGGUGAAACGCCUGUAACGAAGUCUGAGAGGAAUGGUUCAGUUGUUGUGAUACAAGACCAUCUGACGGAUAUCAAUGAUGAAGUUGGGACUACACCAGAUUGUGAGGACAUUACGGCUUCUCACUCCAGCACAGCUGAACGUUUGCGACACCAUAAGAGCAAUCCACACAGGGAAGACCGGUACUUCCAGUGUGACAUAUGCAAGCGACGUUUUACUGUUAAAGCUAAUUUAUUGGCCCACAUGAAUGUGCACCGCACAGAUGGCGCUCAUAAAUGUCAAGUUUGCGAUAAAAAAUUCACAAGUAAACUUUAUCUCGAAAACCAUACGGUCAGUCACAGUGAUGAGCGACCCUUCAAAUGCGACAUCUGUGACGUGUCAUACAGGAGAUCAAAUACUUUAAAUUGGCAUAGAAACAAGGUGCACAAGGUUGAUCCCUCCCCAAGAUUACCACAUUCUAUCAGACGCUCUUCUUUGAAAAUAAGCAAUACCGAAGACCGAAAUUUCCAGUGUGACGUGUGUGAUAAAAACUUCCCAACUGAACCUCGUCUCGUAGAACAUAUGCGUAGCCACAGUGACGAGCGACCCUUCAAAUGUGACAUUUGCGACACAUCAUGCAGAAGACCUAGCCAUUUAUAUAAUCAUAUGCGAAAGGUCCACAAGGUCGAACCUUUUCAGAGCAACGGUUCGGGAACACGUCCUCCUCCACGGAAAAAGUAUUGCGAGUACUGCAACAAGGAAUAUGGCGCAAGAGGAUUCACGAUUCAUAUGAAAACUCACUCCGGGAAAACGUUUCCUUGUGGCAGUUGUAACAGAACGUUCCGCACCUUCCAAGGUCUGCUGCACCAUGAGGGUACUCAUACAACGGAUCGGAAGUUCAAGUGUGACGUAUGUGAGCAACGGUUUUCACGGAAAUCACAUCUUUCGGCGCACAUGAAAAAACACCGCACAGAUUGCCAUUAUAAGUGCUUGAUUUGUGAUGAAAGAUUCACAGAUGCCUUUUAUCUCGGAAACCAUAUGGUCUGCCAUAGCGAUGAGCGACCCUUUAAAUGCGACAUCUGUGAUAAGUCAUACAAAAGAAUUAAAGGUUUACAGCAUCACGUACGCAAACUCCACGAGUCCUCUCCAAGCAAUUUGGAACCAAAGAACCACACCAGAGGACAACCUUUGCAGUGUGAUAUCUGCAGCGAAACAUUUCACUCAACUACAAGUUUGCAUUACCAUGUGAGGGCUCAUACAGGUGUCCCGAAUUUCGAGUGUGACAUAUGCGAACGACGUUUUGUCCUGAAGCCACAGCUGCGGUCCCACAUGAAAGUACACCUCAUCGAUUGUCCUCAUAGGUGCCAGAUUUGCGAUAAAAAAUUCUCAACUAAUCAUCGUCUCGAAGAUCAUAUGCUAAAUCAUACCGAUGAGCGACCCUUCAAAUGCGACAUCUGUGACAGUUCAUUCAAGAGAUCUAAGCAUGUUAUACGUCAUAUGAAGACGAUCCACAGUCUCUCCCCAAGCAACGUGGAAAAUUCGAAGCCAAACCAAACUGGUAACAGCCUGAACGAUGUUUCAGCAUUACACAACUGCAACAUAUGCGGUAAACAGUACAAAAACAGCAGUUCACUUCGCAAUCAUAUGGAUCUUCAUAAGAGUGCUGUUGUGAGAUAUUAGAGGAAAUUUUAAUGCAUAAACAUUCAUGCUAAAACUCACAGCACAAAGCAAAAAAUUUGCGAUGUUCGACUCUAGAUGAAGUACUGCCUGAGCUUUUACAUGCCCAAUUCUUUUCAACAGUAGCUAUGCCAAGAAAGGCUUUUGCCAGGUGGUCUCAGAUGAGGCAAACAGUAUGUCGGGAUGCUCCGUGCUACAGACGAAGUAAUUUACCAGGUUAUAGGGCUGUAGACAAACAGUGGGGCGUGUUAGGCUAACACAGACAAAGCCUGCAUUGAUGCUGCUUUAGAACCGGUGAGUGAGCCAU